Messenger RNA from Sodiomyces alkalinus F11, 1134 nucleotides. RefSeq names its product bola-like protein. The record is from RefSeq and is a predicted model, not a curated record. The coding region runs from base 173 to 712 and encodes 179 amino acids. NCBI's taxonomy places the organism in Eukaryota, Fungi, Ascomycota, Sordariomycetes, Glomerellales, Plectosphaerellaceae. The transcript has a single exon.
CAUGUGACCGUCAGACCUCGGCAGAUUUCCAUCCAAGCUCUUCUUGGUCAGCGGUGUUGCUGUCCAGACAGAACCUGGGACAAGAAGAUCGCAUCGCCUAAAAACAUCGUUCAAAGUCCCGACCUUCCACUUCCAUUAACCUUCUGCUCAUGCUGUAUUCAAACCCGCAAAUAUGAUCUGCCGAGUCUGCCAACGCGCCCUGGCUGGGCACCGCACCCCGAUUGCCACACCAAAUGCCCUCCUCCGUCCCUCGUCAAGGGCACUCUCUACUGCGACUGCCCCAUCUCGGACGCUCCCCUCAAUCGCCGCGUCUACCAGUGUCCCUUCGGCUCUCCCGAGAAAUCUUGCACGACUAGACAGGCUGAGCACUAUCCGGCAAUACUCCCAAUCGGCCACCGAGUCUUCAUCCUCGUCUGCGUCUCAGUCUCCGUCUCCCUCUUCGUCCUCCCCCGCCCCACCGACAGUAGAAAAGCCAGACCACCUGGACAGCGCCGAGUCCUGGAUCUGGGACAAGCUGGCAGCGGAGUUUGCGCCCGUGGAGCUCGACGUGCGCGACGUCUCGGGAGGGUGCGGCAGCAUGUACGCCAUCGACAUCGCGUCGCCCCGGUUCGCCGGCUUGACGAUGCUCAAGCAGCAGCGCAUGGUCAACGCCGUGCUGGGCGACCGUGUCAAGGAGUGGCAUGGACUCCAGCUGCGCACCAGGGUGGCUUGAUGGGGCUUUACACUCCCGUGGCCGCUAUGCAGCGCGAAAUGAAGACUUCCUAGCUCGAAGACAACGGGACUCUUUCCAGGCCGACUGUCCGGGGGGCAUUGGCAUGACGACGGUACAAGAGGGUAUCAUAGCGUUUGUAUUAUAUCUGCAUAAUGGGGACUGUCGUCCAGGGAUAGACCUCAGGAGACUCUCGAAUCUAUACAUGAAAUGAUACUGCUGCUAGGCUUGGGGGUGGAUGGACGUGAAUGGAGGACUGGAAACAGGGUGCGGAGUAAUUAUCGAUCCGGGAUUGAAUACCUUAAAGACCAUCGCGAUGUAUUUUGACGGAUAUAUUCUGACGACACGCACAGUCUAACCUGGAAAUGGGUUCUCGUGAGCUAAGUACUAGGUAAUUGUAAUUGUAAUUCCUAUUUUGCACCCCG